AUGUCCAAUCCCUUCCACCGUGCUGUUGUUAUUAUUGCUUGGUGGGAUGCAGGGGACUUUGAACAGGUCAAACCACUAUCGAUCAAGUAUGGGCUUGGUAUACCAGACCAUGAUACUGAAGGGAGGGUUGUGACUGUAGAGUUUGAUAACUUCUACCUGUUAACUGCUUAUGUACCAAACUCUGGUGAUGGUCUAAAAAGAUUGACUUACAGGGUCACAGAGUGGGAUCCAUCCCUUGGUAACUACAUGAAAGAAUUAGAGAAAUCGAAGCCUGUCAUACUAACUGGUAAUCUUAAUUGUGCGCAUCAGGAGAUUGAUAUACAUGACCCUGCUGGAAAUCGUAGAAGUGCAGGCUUCACAAACGUGGAAAGAGAAUCAUUUGGGACCAAUUUUUUGUCCAAAGGGUUUGUGCUGUACAUGACGAAUUUGUGA
Messenger RNA from Zea mays, 432 nucleotides. Its product is annotated as DNA-(apurinic or apyrimidinic site) endonuclease, chloroplastic. Gene Ontology annotation, molecular function: double-stranded DNA 3'-5' DNA exonuclease activity; phosphoric diester hydrolase activity; DNA-(apurinic or apyrimidinic site) endonuclease activity. The record is from RefSeq and is a predicted model, not a curated record. Bases 1 to 432 code for a protein of 143 amino acids. Gene Ontology annotation, cellular component: nucleus. Gene Ontology annotation, biological process: base-excision repair. The transcript has 6 exons. NCBI's taxonomy places the organism in Eukaryota, Viridiplantae, Streptophyta, Magnoliopsida, Poales, Poaceae.